This is a messenger RNA of Theileria equi strain WA, 996 nucleotides long. RefSeq lists its product as hypothetical. Gene Ontology annotation, molecular function: SNAP receptor activity. The record is from RefSeq and is a predicted model, not a curated record. Gene Ontology annotation, cellular component: Golgi apparatus. Lineage: Eukaryota; Apicomplexa; Aconoidasida; Piroplasmida; Theileriidae. Gene Ontology annotation, biological process: endoplasmic reticulum to Golgi vesicle-mediated transport. The transcript is spliced from 6 exons. Bases 259 to 954 code for a protein of 231 amino acids.
ACACUACAAGUUUGUGAUUUUCUGGUACGUUAAAUCUGAUUUUCCAGAUUAUGUUCCGUUCACUUUGCCGAGUACAAAUUUUGGGGAUUUGACGUCAAGUUUGCGACUCUAACCUCGCGCUAUUAGAAUUAGACUUCGGUUACCUCUAUUUAUCGGCAAAAUUUACGGUUUAGUUGGCACACUUUGCAACUCUGGUACAAGAGCCAAAAUUUUGGCUGCUAUACAUCAUUUCCCAGAGACCUCUGUAAUAUACGAUAAAUGGCUGCUUGGUUCAACAACGUUAUAGCCGGGUUGGCCCCUGGCGCUGGCCAAGCAAAUAGAGGAUGCGGUAACAAGAAUUCGGGAGGAUGUCACAUUUAUGCGAUUGUAGUUAUGCGCCACUUUGCUGAUAAGGAGGCUUGCAGAUUAUCUGCGGAAUACGACUUUUCCCCGCUCCCUGGAUACCUUGCUAAUAUAUCCAGAGAGGUCACAGAUCUUGUAUCAAGAACUUGCGCUCAAGAGGCUACACCUGACCAAUCAAAGGGUGUAGAUAUGGAAAAUAACAUGGGUACCUUUUACGUAAAGGCAACUAAUCAUAAACCUCCACACCAAUUGGUUUUCAUUGUUGGUGUAAACAAAGCCUGUACAAAGUACCAGGCCUUGCAAUUUUUGCAUGAAGCUAUUCAGUUGUACAAGCCUGAGGGACAGGUGUUUAGAGAUAAUGUUGGAGAGGCAUUAAAGCACCCCGGGCUCAGGGAGUUGAUGAUGAAAUACAAGGGGAAACGGGAUGUUUUGCUUGAUGCACAGCACAAGCUUGACGAGACACGAAUGAUCGUAAUGGAUACUCUGGACGGUCUCAUGAACCGUCAGGAGAACCUGGAUGAACUCAUCGCAAAGAGUCAGGAUAUGACACAGAGCACUGCUAGACUCAUGAGGGAUGCCAAACGUAGGAAUAGCUGUUGCAAUAUGAUGUAGUAACGCACUUGUAAUUUAUACACUGUAACACUUGCUUUUAUA